ACUUCAGUGUCGAUUAACGUAUUAAUUUUGCGUUAAUUUCCGACAUAAAAUUAAUUUUCAGCAUAUUCAUAUCCUUGCGCUAAUUGGCACAAAAAUUUGAAUGGACCGUUUGAGACAUGUGAAGUGUGUUAAAUUUAACACAAAACUUUUUACUGUGUACGCAAACUUUUUAAUGUAUAUUAUUACGCGUUUGCUUCCAUAGUAACAUGAGAAAAGUGCACGUAACAUGAGAAAAAUGUGAUAAAGUACAAUUAAAAGGAGCAAACCUGGUAUAGAUUCGUGCGAAAACAAAAGUUGACUGCAUGCAAGCAUGAAAAAUGGAGGAUCCUGCGCUUUUACGGCGGCUCGCGGGGCUCUACAAUGCUCGUGGUGCUCAUUCUGACGUAUAUUUGUCCGAUUUCCCUGGUGACCGGCGAAAUGACCGCGAUGCCGCAGGAGCUCGCGACCGACGAGGGGGUGGAAGUGCGCAUUGUCGGCGGGGAAGUCACCGACAUCAAGAAUUACCCGUUCAUCGUACGUGCGACGCGCCCAUAGCAGCCCCUUAACCUUUGACCUUUUGGGAAGGGGGGAGGAUAUUUGUACCUUCCCACGCAAUGCGGCCCACACCUAGCGGAAGUGCGUAAACACGCGAUAGACGAGACACCGAGAGUUCUGACGUCAAAAGCGAGGGAAUUGCGAUGAGAGUUGGGGAUGUUUCGUGUGAAUACAUCACGGAUGUGGCAAGACAAAAGCUCGAGGAUACCUAUGCGAACGCGAAUGAAUGACUAGUCUUUUGGCCGCUGAUGACCUUUUCCCCAGCGCUCUUCUCUCGCAAUGAGAACUUGGUUCGUAUCGUUUCAUUCUUCCAGUCGACGUUUACCGGAAUGAAUACGACGAUUCAAACGUAUGAUUCCCUCAUAUCGUUUAGCUAUUGAUCGUAUUUUGAAUGGAAUAUACCAUUUACUUUAAAACCAGUCAACGUGAGAACUAAACGUGUCCUUUGUCACAAAACUCCUAUCUUAGGACCUUGCACGGUCGAGUCAGAUUUUCACUCGCGCAUUUUCCGCGCUCCUGUGAUCUCGCGGUGAAGUUACCUGUUUACCCACGUCCGACAGGUACUGACAGUGUACCGAUACACCUUACACGCUUGUGAAACAAAUUAACAUAACUACUCGCACGGCGCUCUUGAGAUACUAGAAUUUCAAUUUCGUAAUGAGCAGAUAUUACAUUUCGGAAGAUCGCACGUAAACAAAUCACGUGUGAAUAAAGCGCAACAGCAACACUGUGCAGUUUAUGGCAAAAUAGAAAAGGGCUUGAGUUAAUUUAUGUCCGAGUGAAGUUCCCUCUCAGAUAUACAAUUUAUCAUCAAUGUCGAGAGUGAAAGUGUCAAGAAGAAUGAACGAUAAGCGUGGAAAAUGGAUAAACGUGUGAUUACUUAUGAGAUCGGAACUGAAACAAAUCUCGGGAACACCGUGCGAAGGGGUUCUCGCUCGUUCGGGCCAGAGAGCACGAAGGUUAAGGGGCGAACCGACUCGACUCGGACUCGACGAAUCCGAAUUUUUCAAAGUCAAUUCCUCUUAGGUCUCGGUGCAACGCGUACAUGCUGGCCAUGCAUGCGGAGGCACUUAUGUCGCGCCUAGGUUCGUCCUGUCGGCCGCCCAUUGCAUGAUCAGGUGCGUGUCACAAGACUGCGUUUUCGCGCUGAACGUCGCGAAAGAUGGUGUAGUUCUCUUUCUCUCUAGCCGGGGCAUACGCUUUAGCACUCGCUCUGAAAUACUCGUACACUCUUGCGUGUAGCCACCCCCCGAUGCAAUCAUUAACCCUCGGACGCGUGAGACUCUUUCGCACAAUGUUUAAUUAGUACCGUGGAGGUCUCGCGAAUUGAUCCAAGGGUUAAAAUACGAUGUCUUCCGAGACCAACGGUGGAAGUAAAGCGGGGGUGAGGAUCUUGUGAGAAAUUUUCGGUAUAAGUGAAAACACACACAGAACCCAGCAAACAUCAACUGAUAGUAAUGUAAUAUCAAUGUUACAAUUUCCCAUUCAACAAUAUAACUAUAUUACGUAACACAAGCGUUAUAUGGCAUUUACAUUGUUGAGUUGGAAAUUAUAACAUUGAUAUUAAGUUACUGUUAGCUGGUGUUUGCUGAGAGCAAAAAGCAUUAGUGCACGUUGCUGUUUUUGCUGAAUUCUCCGUUGAGAUUCACUGUGUGAUCAUUGGAAUCACGUGGAACGUCUCUGUUUCGUACAUUUAUGUUUGCUUAUUAUUAUUUUCGCAGGUGUCUAUGUGCAAAAGAGCGUGUACACAUAGAAGUGUACUCAAUUAGGAACUACGUAAUCUUUUACCGAUUUGCAAAGGCCUCCGUGGCCAACUUUAAUUAGGAAACACUGCCAUAUCGUACAGCGAAUUUGUCAUCUUUUCAUACUUUUCUGUGAUACUACUAUCAUAUGUGUAUGAAAAGAGAGAUUAAUUUACGUUGUCUCAUAUUGUUAAUUGUGUUUUCUUAGGAAAAACUGCUAAUGAAAAAUCGUUUAUUUCUUUCAAUGUGUAUCAAUUGUUUCAGGUUGUAUAAAAUUUCGUAAACGUUAAACGAAUUACAUCAGCUUUAAAAUUUCUUGAAGAAAAAAAGCAAAGUAAACAAACUUGAAUCAUAAAAUACGAUCUGAAUAUAUUUCUGAUUUUUUUUAUUUAUAUUCGAAGUGUACGAUAUAAAAUAUAUUUUAUGUCUAUUUCAUGCAAAAUAGUUUAUCGUUUUUGCUUUACGUAGAAUGUUACUUAGAAUGUUUAUAAGAUAGCCUCACAUAAAAUUUUCUUCGAUGAGUCAAGGAAAAAUGUCUUUCGCUUUAAACUAAAUCUUUGUAAAAAACUGAGAGAACCGUCUCAGAUUUCGGUACGAUUAACACUUAAACGCGGGACUGUAUUCUAUGUGAUCUAAACCCUUUUAGAUUUAAAGCAAAUUUCGCGAAAAAAAGUCUAUAAAGGAGAGAGACCUCUCUCCUGUUGACUGAGAUAUUAAUUAUACUCGGAUAUUCUCCAGAAUAUGAUUAUGUACUUGUAAAGCGAAUCUCGGACGCCCUGAUAAGACAUUUAAUAUUACACACACACACGCACACACACACAUACUCACACACACACACACACACACACACACAUACACACACGAGAUAUUAGUAUUUAACCUCCUUGCUACUGCAGAUGUACGUGUAAUGUUUUUUCAUGAAAAUGAAGGAAAAAAUGUGAGACUUGAGUUUUAACGAUUAACGAUGUGUCUUGUGGGGGUAUAGUUGCGCUGCCAUUUGUGAAAGACGGCCGGGCGAGUUGACGAACUUAAUCUUCAACUUAAAUCUUCAAUGAUCCAAUGGAAAAAUCGUGCGAUAUGCUUCUAAGGGAGAGAGAGAGAAAAAGAAAGUAGAGAUAGAUAAGUAGGUAGAUAGAGAGAGGGAGAGGGAGAAAGAGAGAGAGAGGGCGUCUUUAUAAUCGUACAUACUGGUAUGUUCUAUUGAAACAAAGUAAUAUACAGCGAUUGUGUAAUGUGUAAAUCUCAGACGUGUUCACGGAUGGUAGCCGAUUUAUAUCGUGUCUCCGGACCACGUGAAACAUAUAUUUGAAUUUGUAUUUUCGCUACUAAAUGGAAUCCUUCUGUGAAUCAUAGUAUAUAGCGGCGGCCGAACGGGAUCGGAUAAAUUGAUACGAUAAAUUGAUUUCCAGUCGGGCAGCGCCUGGGAAGAGACAUAAUAGCGAUCGGGUAUAAGAAUAACUGCCUCUUGACAGCCACGGCAAUUACUCAGCGCGCUACGUUUUGAUUCAUCCCGUUCGCCCGCCGCGAUUACACCUUGUUUGUUUCUGACUGUGAAUAGCGAUGUGCUGUCUAGAAGUAUAUAUUUCACGAGUAACGAGGAAGGUUAGCGGCGCUAGAUUCUAAGGCAACGAUAUCUGUCGCGGUAUCUAUCUGUGUAUCGAUUAGCUGUGUACUAGCGGUGAUGUACUACUCGCGCGAGCGUAGUUUCUGUUUUAUGAGUCAGCUCGGCCGCCCGUGAUUGUGCACGUGGGCUGAAUCGGGGGCGCAAUCGGACAUCUGCUCGUUUACAUAUGAUAAGACUAGUUAUGCGGCAUGUUCAAACGAUGAGUUGAAAGAACAAAGCAAAUUGGCGUAUAAUUGAGAACCUCUUAUUUCUCACGGAUAAAACCGAUUUGUUGCAUGUCGAUCGCAUUCGAGUGACUCGAGAUCGUUUUUCUUUCAAUUCAUAUAUUUUAUGAACGAAGCAGGAGAUCGUUGCUUGCAAUUAACAUAUAUUGUUCAAUUUGUUUUUUUAAUUUCUAGACUCUCUCCGGUUUGACUCACAAAAUAAAUUAAUUGUUUUUAUAUCGUCAAAAAGUCUCUUCAAAGGCCGUUGGUGUAACCGUUUUAACUUUCUGAUGGAUCAUUUUACACCUCAAUUUAUCUAAUGGAUAAAAAUAUUCUGAAGAGCGUUCCCCGUAAAUAAACUGCAAGAAUAUGAAAAAUGACUAAUACAUUACUGAAAAACGAUUGAAAGAGAAAUUGGAAAGCAAUAUACAAUAAUAUACUAUAUACUAUACAAUAUACUAUAAAGCAAUAUAAUAUAAAUAGUAUACUUUCAGAUGUAUACACUACAGAUGUUUAUCCAUUAUAUAGUUUAUAUGAAGCUGGGACAACUGGCCUUAAAAGUUUCGAAAGUUCGUCAUCUUAUCUUAAUACCUUAUACAACAAAGAAAAAAGAUACCGAAUUAGUACGCGACGCUGUAACUAGCAACAAGAAGAUCAGGACCUAUACAAUACAGAAGCUUGCAAUAACAUUGCUGCAACAUUGCAACAUUGCCACGAUGUUGCUGCAAUGUCGCAAACGUCGCAACAAUGUUAACGUUAGCUUUUGUGCCGUACGGGGAAGUUCUCGAUCUUCAUGGGAUCCGAUUGUGCCUCACUUUCGCUCACCGCUCCGAUGUUUAGAUGAAACAAAAUGAAUAUGAUUAAUUUGUCGUUGUUUAAAAGAUGGUCGCCCGGCGGCACGUGGAGGCCGGAUAAUCCUCGGCGAUACUACGUGAUCGCCGGCACGCACUAUGUGUACUUACCAAGCUGGGGUUCCAUGCAGAUGGAAUUCAUAGACAAGACAUUGCCGCACGCGAAGUUUCGGCUCUUGGACCUGCAACACGAUAUUGGAUUGUUCAGGCUGAGGAGACCUUUUCAUACGAACCUGUACAUUCAAUACGUCGUGCUCCCCGUUAAAUACAUUGCGAAUUUACAAGAUAUGUACACGGAACACUGCAUCGCGGCUGGAUGGGGCCGACACAUACCCGAUUCAAAUAGAGGAAGUGGCACUUAUCUACGACACGUUCGGGUUCCCUUGAUCUCAGCUAUGAAAUGUCCAAUGCCAAAUAUAAACAUAGAAACACAAGUAUGCGCCGGUCUGUUGGAAGGUGGUCGCGAUGCCUGCAAGGGCGACAGCGGUGGGCCAUUGAUAUGCAAUGGAACGCAGGUGGGCAUCAUUUCUUGGGGCGAGGGAUGCGCCCUCCCGAAUUCACCAGGUGUUUAUUCCCGUGUAGAUUUUUAUCUGGAUUGGUUAAACGAGACUAUUCAACGGAACGGAGUCUCGAAAUACUCAUUUCGACCUGUGGCUUCGAUCGCCUUCGCGCUUUAUUGGCUAUACUUGUUCUUAAUGUGCUAAUUAUCAUAUGGUAUAAAUGUGAAUAAGCGAAGGGUUACAUUCACUUGCAGUGUGCAAUUAUUGUGUCGGAGCUCCAUUAAAUAUUUCUUCAAUUAUCUCAAAUAAAAAAUUACUUGUUUAUUAGG
Messenger RNA from Dinoponera quadriceps, 5783 nucleotides. RefSeq names its product trypsin-2-like. The transcript has 4 exons. Bases 4954 to 5658 code for a protein of 234 amino acids. The record is from RefSeq and is a predicted model, not a curated record. Gene Ontology annotation, molecular function: serine-type endopeptidase activity. NCBI's taxonomy places the organism in Eukaryota, Metazoa, Arthropoda, Insecta, Hymenoptera, Formicidae. Gene Ontology annotation, biological process: proteolysis.